AUGGCCGCACCUGCCUUCAAUGAGCAAGGUCCUGCGAUACAUAUCGCGGCCCGGGGCUGCGACGAUCAGCUCCGCGAUAUGAUACAAACCACCCACCAAGGUAAAACCGCUUUGAAAGAGCUUCAACAAAGGUUUCAGGCCUGGGCAAACAAUUCGGGGGUCUUCGCAGAGCAACAAAUCUGCCUCGACGCUCGAUUGAGCGACCACAAGCCGCCGCGAUUGAUCAUUUUGGAGAUGAUCAAGCUCAUACAGCGCAAUCUCGAAACUGCUCACUUUGACACAGCGCGGAGCAACACUAUCACUGUGCAAGAGAGCAGACUCGAGACAAAGUUGGGGGACAGGUUUCCAGGAACCACUGUCCAAUUGAGUGAUACCGAGGAACCUGGCCUUGAUUUAGAUAUGAGGUACCUGAACGUCGCCUUCAAGGGGGUAUUAGGCGCUCUUGAAAGGCUCAAUCGCAUAGCCGCGUUGAUCUCAAAAUCUUCCAAAUUAAGUCGGCCAGCUAGAUUGGAAGAAUUCAUCCGAAGAAAUCCACAAGACUCAGAAACUGAGAUAGUCAUCAAAGGCAUGGUCUCCGGCAAGUUCCCGGACAUUCCUGGCUUGCUGAAGACACAACUUAUAAGAUCCAUGAUCUAUCGAAGAAAACGACUGGAAUACGAAUGCGGCAGACGAGAAAGGUUAUACAACACACGUGCUGAAGAAGAAAAUGCGAGCGCCUGGCAUGAUGAUGGUAAGGCAUCAACGUAUCAUCAGUCGGCCUUCAAUGAGGGCUAUGACGCAAUACAAUUAGAGCGGACCACCUCAGUCAGCACGACGACAGCAAUAGGAACGGAGAUCCAAUACCCUCGGCAACCAAAGGCUGAAGCUUCUGAAGACAUCACAAGGAAAUGUCAGUUCUGUCGCAAGCAAUUCCCAACGGAGCAAGUGACUAGAACUCGGUGGUGGAGGCAUCUUCAAUCUCUGUGCUACCAGUCAAUCAGCAUUGGAGUUGAUGAUGAAAAUACAGAAGAUGGAGAUAUAGAAGAUGAAGGUACAGAAGAUGAAGGUACAGAAGAUGAAGGUUCAAAAGAUGAAGGUACAAAGGUUAGCGACAACACAGAAGGGGGCGUUGCCGAAGGGGAGAAUGAGAGAUCCUCGUCCGAUGGUAUCGAUCGUUCCAGCGGUCAAGGCCAGAGGAACGAGUUUCGAGCAACUGACGUAAUUUUUCAUCGGUACGGCAACGUCCGAGUCUUGCAAAAGAUUCUACUAGCCUUUGGCAUUCCAAAGACCGAUAUCAACAUAAGGGCUACAAUGGAAAUGGGUUUCGAACUACAGCUUCCUCGGCGACUGACAUUGGUUCGUCAAGCCUUCUACUCGCCCCAAACUGCUUAA
Messenger RNA from Colletotrichum lupini, 1371 nucleotides. Its product is annotated as serine/threonine protein kinase. Lineage: Eukaryota; Fungi; Ascomycota; Sordariomycetes; Glomerellales; Glomerellaceae. Bases 1 to 1371 code for a protein of 456 amino acids. The transcript is spliced from 5 exons. The record is from RefSeq and is a predicted model, not a curated record.